GGAACUGGAGGGCGAAGGAGGAAGUUACUCGUGGACUUGAAGCUUCUCGCCGCCGCCUUGCCCAUAGUCGCCGCUACUCCGCCGCCGCCGCCCCUGGAUGCGCAGAUGGACCCGGUCGGAGUCGCCGCCCCCGCCGCCCCCGAGGCCCACCCGGGCCCCGCCUGGCAGAGCAAGUGUCCAUGGGGAACCCCCAAAACUACAGUAAUAUCCUGUUCCCUUGCUGAUGUAAUGAGUGAACAGUUAGCAAAAGAACUGCAGUUGGAAGAAGAAAACGCUGCUUUUCCUGAAGUUGUUACUGCUGCUGAGGGACCAUUUAUUACAGGAGAAAACACUGACACUUCCAGUGACCUAAUGCUAGCUCAGAUGCUGCAAAUGGAGUUUGACCGAGAGUAUGAUGCACAGCUCCGGCGUGAAGAAAAAAAGUUCAAUGGAGAUAGUAAAGUCUCUAUAUCAUUUGAGAACUACCGAAAGGUACAUCCUUUUGAAGACAGUGACAGCUCAGAAGAUGAGGUCGACUGGCAGGAUACCCGUCAUGAUCCCUAUCAAGCAGACAAACCGACUACCACUCCAAAAAAGGGCUUUAUUGGGAAAGGAAAAGACAUUACCACCAAACAUGAUGAGGUGGUAUGCGGGAGGAAGAAUACUGCUCGAAUGGAAAAUUUUGCACCAGAAUUCCAAGUUGGAGAUGGAAUUGGAAUGGACUUGAAACUAUCCAAUCAAGUCUUUAAUGCUUUAAAGCAACAUGCUUACUCUGAGGAACGUCGAAGUGCAAGAGUCCAUGAGAAAAAGGAGCACUCUACUGCUGAGAAAGCAGUAGAUCCUAAAACACGUUUACUUCUGUACAAGAUGGUCAAUUCUGGGAUGCUAGAGACCAUCACUGGCUGUAUUAGCACAGGAAAAGAGUCUGUUGUUUUCCAUGCAUAUGGAGGAAAAAGUGUAGGUGAAGAUGCUAAAGCUAUACCUCCAGAGUGUGCCAUUAAGGUGUUUAAAACAACCCUUAAUGAAUUCAAGAAUCGUGACAAAUACAUUAAAGAUGACUACAGGUUUAAAGACCGCUUCAGUAAAUUGAAUCCACGGAAGAUUAUCCGAAUGUGGGCAGAAAAAGAAAUGCACAAUCUAACAAGAAUGCAGAAUGCAGGAAUCCCUUGUCCCCAAGUGGUUAUCCUUAAGAAACAUGUCUUGGUCAUGUCUUUCAUUGGCUGUGAUCAAGUCCCAGCUCCUAAACUGAAGGAAGUAAAACUUGGUAGUGAAGACAUGAAAAAGGCCUACUAUCAAAUUCUUAAUAUGAUGCAGCAGUUGUAUAAAGAGUGUAAUCUGGUCCAUGCUGACCUGAGUGAGUACAACAUGCUAUGGCAUGAUGGCAAGGUCUGGUUAAUUGAUGUAAGUCAAUCUGUGGAGCCAACACAUCCUCAUGGACUUGACUUCUUGUUCAGAGACUGCAGGAAUGUUUCUCAGUUCUUCCAGAAAGGAGGCGUUUCAGAAGCACUUAAUGAACGGGAGCUCUUCAAUGCUGUUUCAGGUUUAAAUAUUACAGCUGACAACGAAGCGGAUUUCCUAGCUGAGAUUGAAGCUUUGGAAAAAAUAAAUGAAGAUCAUGUCCAGAACUAUGGAAAGAAAUUUUCUGCCUUUUCAAGCGAUGGGGAUCCACCACUAAUAUAUGAUGAAUAGCACUGUGUGUGUGUGUGUGUGUACCUGUUGUUUAUAAAAAACAACAACAAAAGUUUACUGCUUCUAACCAUGUUAGUGCAGUGGUAAAUGUCUGCUACCAAUGGCAAGGCAAGUAAGUAGUGGUUGAUCUGGAAUACCAAAAAGGAAAACAAGGAGUGUACACUGGUGCUUCAGUGUGUCUUAUAUUAGCCCACAAGUCAGUUCAGCACUGUGAGAAUCGAAAGUCACUACCUCUUCUAAUGUUCUUACAAUUUAACCAAACUUUCAGUUAUGUUAGACAAUUGUAGCUGAGCUAAUCAUAUUUGCAUGAUCCAGAACUUAAGUAUUUAAAAAAUGGGGACAGUUCUUUGUUUAAUUUCUAAAACGUGUGGUGGGAGAUGAGCAGAAGUCCCUCUUCUCCUUCCCAUUACUACCCUAAGACCUAUCUGAUUACAAAUUGUGUAUAGACACAAUAUAUGUUUGUUUUUUAAGUAGAAAUUCAAAUGAAAAAGCAAACUAUGGAUAAUAGUCACUUAAAAUAUUACUGCCAAUUGAAAACAGACUUUGUACUUUUAAAAUCUAUUCUUGCUGAAAGUAAAUGAAAUUGCCCUGUCUAAACUGGGUGUUACAUGAAAAUGGAGAAUACCUGAACCGUCCAGUAGAGGACUGGCUUGGUAGUAUGUGAGUUUCUUAUGGCAGCACCCAAAUCCUAAAACAGAGCAGACUUGCAGCUGUUCUCAUCUCUAACAUAGAGAUGCCUUCAGAGACUACAUGGAAGGUCAAAAUAAAUUCUCUGUAGUCCUUUUCCAAAUAGCAUUGAAACUGUAGGGUGACAUUUGACUUCCUGAUUCAGCUAAACAAAACCCAGUUCACAGAACCAAAGUUGAGUAUCAGAAUUUAUUUAAAAAAAGAAAAAAUGAACAGAGGUUUUUCUUCUACUGAAGUAAAAGAAUAAUUCAGAGUGCUGUAAAGGUUUUCUUUAAAUUAUUUUAGUUAAAAUGCCAAUUUUUCUCAUAUACAUUUUAUAUGUAACAUUUUUAAUUUUAAAAAAAUCUAAGUCUAGCAAGGCCUAAAGCCUGACAAAAGGUUAUUGCUUCACUAAAACAAUACAUUGGAAGAACUGACUUAGUGGGGUGAUAGGAAUCAAGAAAAUCCUAAGGGUUAACUCAUUUUUCUGUACUUUUCUGAUUGCUAUUUGUAACGCUGCUCUUUAUCAAGCAGGAUAUAUUGUUGGUGUGUAUUACAUUCUCACAGUGUGUUGUGAAAGUGCUGCUUUUUUCUAAUGAAAAAUGAAGGGUGAAGUAAAACUUGUGGCUG
This is a messenger RNA of Gavialis gangeticus (Gharial), 2964 nucleotides long. It is a transcript of the gene RIOK3, whose product is annotated as RIO kinase 3. The transcript has 14 exons. Gene Ontology annotation, cellular component: preribosome, small subunit precursor; cytosol. Gene Ontology annotation, molecular function: protein serine/threonine kinase activity; ATP binding. Gene Ontology annotation, biological process: maturation of SSU-rRNA; protein phosphorylation. The record is from RefSeq and is a predicted model, not a curated record. NCBI's taxonomy places the organism in Eukaryota, Metazoa, Chordata, Crocodylia, Gavialidae. The coding region runs from base 106 to 1668 and encodes 520 amino acids.